This is a messenger RNA of Condylostylus longicornis, 2675 nucleotides long. Its product is annotated as transmembrane protein 62-like. The transcript has 8 exons. The record is from RefSeq and is a predicted model, not a curated record. Gene Ontology annotation, molecular function: hydrolase activity. The coding region runs from base 300 to 2321 and encodes 673 amino acids. Lineage: Eukaryota; Metazoa; Arthropoda; Insecta; Diptera; Dolichopodidae.
UUGAAGGAGUAAAGUAAGAGAAUAAAACCGUUGUCAAGUUCAAUUUUGUUUUUUUAAGAAAAAAUUUAAUAAACAUUUUUAUCUUCGGGAUCCUAAGUUUAAGUUUACAUUUUGACACAUAAAAAGAUAUAAAAUUAGAAUUAAAACAUUUUCAUACAGAACCGUGACAUAUUCAAUAUUUAAAUAUUUUAUUGAUUAAUAGAAUUUUUCUGAUGUUACAUUUUUUGUCCAACGUUAAAAAAACAUCGAUCAAAAACACAAUUUUUGCGGUGAUAAAUUUUUUUUAGAAACAUUUUAAGAUGAAUUCUAUAUCAGCUUUAUUAGUGUUCGUUAUCAUAAUACUUUCUUCAAUACUAAUAGCUAAUUUUGCUAGUAAAAUAUUUACUGAUGACGAAAUUUUAGAAAAAUUGAAAAUGGAAGCACAGAGUCUGGGAAAUAAAGGGUUAUUUUUAAAACAGAAUGAUAUGAUUCUCGGUAAUUCGGAUAAUCAUUUGAUGUGGUUCAUGCAGGUAUCUGAUUUACAUAUCAGCAUAUUUGAAGACCAAACUAGAAUUUCUGAUUUUAGAGAUUUUGCUAAAAGUACUAUUGACAUAAUAAAACCUCAAGCUGUAUUGGCUACAGGAGAUCUAACAGAUGGAAAAGACAAAAACAAACUUAGUAGUAGGACAUACGAGAAGGAGUGGGAUAUUUAUUGGAACACAUUGAUGUCAGCAAAUGUUACUGAAAAAACUUUGUGGAUGGAUGUCCGUGGAAAUCAUGAUUAUUUUAAUGUGCCUCACAGUGAUUCGAGCUUAAAUUACUUUUCAAAAUAUUCAGUACAAGGAAGAAAAUUUAGGCGAUCUUAUAUGCAGCAGAUUGUAGUGGGAAGAGAAAAAUAUACAUUUAUUGCUGUUGAUGCAUCCUUAGAGCCAGGGCCAAAAAGACAACUUCAUUUUGUAGGAAUGCUCAGUGCUAGUGAUUUGAGAGAUUUAGUUAAAAUGAAUAAAGAUGCGAGAGCUUCAAAUUCAAAUUAUACCAUUCUUUUUGGACAUUAUCCAACAUCUUGCAUUUUGUCGCCAGGUGGUGAAAAGGGAUUACGGGAAAUUAUAGGCAGUUUCGAAGAAAACUAUGCUUAUCUAUGUGGUCAUUUUCAUACACAAGGAGGUUUCAUUCCAAGGAUGUAUGCCUUACAUAAAAAUGGGUUUUUGGAGUUGGAACUGGGAGAUUGGAAAAAACAUCGCCUAUUUCGCGUAGCUGCUUUCGAUCAUGGUUUGUUUUCAUUUACCGAUGUUCGUUAUAAUGAAUGGCCCAUAAUAUUAGUAACAAAUCCAAAGAAUGCUUUGUAUAAUAUGCCUCAUAAAGAAAAUAUUAGUAUACAAAAAAACUCGAAGUUUAUUCGAAUACUGAUAUUUGCUCCUACAAAAGUAGAAAAUUGCAGAAUAAAAUUUGACGACCAUCUGGAAAAUUGGGUAAACUGUUUGCAAGUUAGUGAUGUUCUACAUGUGGUAGCAUGGGAUCCAUCCAAAUUUAAAAGUGGAAUACAUAAUAUAUUCAUUCAUGUCAGGACAAUGGAUGGGAAUGUCAAGUUUAUUAAACAUCCAUUUUCGUUAGAUGGGACUCGAAUGAAUUUCGAUGUAUUGGCAAGCAUUAUUCUUACAUUUGAUUUAACUCAAAUAUUUCAAAUUAUCUACGGAAUAGCUCUUGCAGGAUGUAUUAUACCUUUAUGUAUUUUUCGUAUCAUCUUUGAAUUGGUACGAUGUGGAAAAGUACAGAAACCCAGAAUAAAAAGUAAAAUAUUGCGAAAUUUCGUGACAAAUUUUGGUCUUCUGUCAUCAAUUGAUCGUCUUUUUGUACCAUUAAUUUCAUACUGCAUCUAUAUUUCUAUUGGACCUUGGUCUUUUAUUGAAAUUGUUGAUGGAUAUAUGGGUGUGGUAUUUUUGUGGGGAUAUUUUGUUAAAGGCCAUUUUGUUCCGGGAACUCUUACAUAUAUUUAUGGAGCUUUUCAGUUAACAUUCUGCCAAUUUCCUUUACAUUUUAUAUAUGCAUAUGAGGUAAAAAAGCGUUUUAAUUUGCUUAGCGAUAACAAAAAACCAGUUGACUUAUCACAUCGGAAAAAAUUUUGUAUUAGCAUGUUUGCGAAAUUUUGGAGAAAUUUUCCGUUUUCACUUUUGAUUUUAAUUGAAAUUAUUUUAGCUUUUAUUGUUCUUUGGAUUCAUGGGUUUUUCGCAUUUAUUUUAUCACCCUUCAGAACAUGGUCAGUAGUUUAUCAUGUUAUGCUCUAUUAUUUCGCAAAAAACAUUCCGAAAAAGCAUUUUGAGUUGAUAAGCAGCGUAUGGUUGUAAUAGCUUGAACGUGAACAAAAAUCAAGUCAACGAAAAUAAUACCAAAGUUAUUUUACAAAAAAAGUUAUUUAUUUAAGUUAUUAUAGGCUUAUAAAUUAAGAUUAUGGAAUUAAUUAUAUAAUUUAUUAAUUUGAGAGUUUUUAAUUUAAUAUUUAACUUAAACAGUUUGAACACAUCAUUCAUACCUUGCAGAAAUGUGUAUUAUAUAUUUCGUUAUUUUAUUUUUCAUAAUUGCAUAGUGUAAGUGUUCUCUACGUUUGGUUAAAAAUUUAUCGACGGUUAAAAAUUGAUGUAAUUUUAUAAUUUUAAUGUACAUAAUACAUUCUGUAAGUACGAAGUUUCAAAAAUUUUAGU